UAAAUAUUAUUCGUUCGUAUAGUUUUUUUUUUGGCUUUACCAUCAUCAACAUCGUCAUUUAGAUUUCAUUGCGAAACGUCAAGGGAGCCAAUGUUUAGUCUUCUGUAUGCGAUUCAAAGCAGAAUUUGUGCGGGUUUUUUUGCAAACAGUUUCGUUGGAAAAAAAUACAAACAACCCAAAGUUAUCAUAGUUAAUGUGCCACUCAUUAGUAUCAGUCAAUUGAGAUUACCGAGGAAGAACGUUAAAAAGUCAGAUAAAAAAACGGACAUUAUAAAAAAAUAGUGGAAUACAGAAGUAUUAAUUGACUGGGAUUGCAGUAUUAUCAUUUUGUGAGAGAGUAAAAAAACACAUUACAUAGCAACGACAUGUCGGAAUCCUAUGAUUAUUUAUUCAAAUUUCUAAUAAUUGGCAGCGCUGGGAGCGGUAAAAGUUGUUUGCUACAUCAUUUCAUCGAGAAUAAAUUCAAAGAAGAUAGUUCACAUACGAUUGGCGUUGAAUUUGGUUCGCGAAUUGUGAACGUAGGCGGAUCGGUCGUCAAAUUACAGAUAUGGGACACCGCUGGUCAAGAUCGUUUCAGAUCUGUAACACGUUCAUACUAUCGAGGUGCAGCUGGUGCAUUAUUGGUGUACGAUACAACGUCACGUGAUUCAUUUAAUGCAUUAUCCGCAUGGUUAAAUGAUGCCCGAACAUUGGCGAGUCCGAACAUUGUUAUUCUAUUGGUCGGUAAUAAACGUGAUUUGGAAGAAGCACGUGCUGUAACGUUUCUUGAAGCCAGCAAUUUUGCACAGGAAAAUGAGCUCAUAUUUCUUGAAACCAGUGCAAAAACCGGUGAUAAUGUUGAAGAAGCCUUUCUGCGAUGCUCAAAAAGUAUUUUAGCGAAAAUUGAAACCGGCGAACUUGAUCCAGAACGCACCGGUUCCGGAAUACAAUUUGGAGAUGCGGCGCUUCGAAAUAUUCAACUUAAACAGAGAAAUUCAUCACGAACGAACCCGUCUGAUUGCCGAUGUGGACUAUAAUCAAUAGUAUAUAGAUUUAAGGAAAUUUACUGAAAAACAAAACACCCAAAUCCAAUAACAGGAUAGAAAAAGUGAAAAGAAAAAACAAAAUCGUUUAAAAAUUUCAAAAAAAAAAAUCAUAAAAUGAUGCACGAGAAAACACGAUGAGUUCAGCAUUGUAAUGAGCUGGCAAGAAAAUUAGUUUUUCUGAAGCAAUAGACUUCGAAAACUUAUUUUUGUUCGCCGGCAAUUGCAGAUUCAUCAAAUUCGUAAUUCAAAAAAAAGAAAUAUUUUGUAAUAGAUAAUAAUAAGGGCGGAUAGAAUUCCAUAAGAUAGGACUUUCAUGUUUGCACUACAGGAAGAAGAAAUCUAUAUACUAUAUAAAAACAACAACAAUUUUGUGAACACUCAUUCUGAGUCGAGACAGAAUUUUAUUACAUUUGAAGUACAGCCGAAUGACUUGUCUGUGACAUUACAAUUACAACAAUAACAAAAAAUAAUUUUUUCCAAAAAAAAUACAAUUUUUCGCAGAUUGAAUGAAAAAUUAAGUGUUGGCAAUGGUUCGAUUUCCUUCAACAAUUCCAUUCAUUAACUGAAAAUGAUCGUUCACUAAAUAAGUGGCCUUAAUGUGUUUUGUUUGUGUUUAUCGUUUUGCGGCAGUAAAACAAAAUUAGAAUGCGCUGCAUAUAUUUUCAAGUUCUUUAUAAAAUUGUCCGUAUGGUUAGAAUGGUUUGCAAAAAAAACAAUUUCCAUUUUCUUGUCUCUCUUUUUCACAAGCAGCUUUAAAUAAUCUAUAAAAUGUUUUAAGUAAAACUUGCUACAGACCUUUUAGCUCAAGAAGUAUAUGUGUUUUGUUCUUGAAGACCAAUUGUUUACCCAAGAAAAAAAGGUCUAAAGAUAUAAAAUCGUGCACUGCACAAUAAAAAUAAAUAAAAACAAAUUAUAUUGUGACAAAA
Messenger RNA from Contarinia nasturtii (swede midge), 1951 nucleotides. RefSeq names its product ras-related protein Rab-4B (gene Rab4). The transcript is spliced from 7 exons. Gene Ontology annotation, molecular function: GTPase activity; GTP binding. Gene Ontology annotation, cellular component: endosome. The record is from RefSeq and is a predicted model, not a curated record. Lineage: Eukaryota; Metazoa; Arthropoda; Insecta; Diptera; Cecidomyiidae. The coding region runs from base 366 to 1016 and encodes 216 amino acids. Gene Ontology annotation, biological process: Rab protein signal transduction; regulation of endocytosis.